This is a messenger RNA of Triticum turgidum subsp. durum (durum wheat), 1146 nucleotides long. NCBI's taxonomy places the organism in Eukaryota, Viridiplantae, Streptophyta, Magnoliopsida, Poales, Poaceae. The record is from the annotation of a GenBank genome assembly.
AUGGCCACCACCGCCGUGAUCGCCGGUCUUCCUCGACUUGCGCCUGCGAGGGGGAGGAGACGGAGGUGCACCGUGGCGGCGGCGAUGGGCGCGUCGGGGCUGGAGGAGGGGAAGGGGAAGACGGCGACGGUGAGGAGCAAGGCGUCCGGGGACGCGCUGGAGGUGUGCCGGGUGGUGAACGGGAUGUGGCAGGUGAGCGGCGCGUCGUGGGGCCGCGCGGCACCGGCGGCCGCCGUGGACGCCAUGCUCGCCUACGCCGACGCCGGCCUCUCCACCUUCGACAUGGCCGACCACUAUGGACCGGCGGAGGAUUUAUACGGCAUGUUCAUCAACAAAGUUCGGCGCGAGCGCCCGCCGGAGAUGCUAGAAGAAGUCAGGGGGCUUACAAAGUGGGUGCCGCCACCUGUUAACAUGACAAGAAGCUUUGUUGAGGAGAACAUCAACAGGUCCCGGAAGAGGAUGGAUGUCGCUGCCUUGGACAUGCUGCAGUUCCAUUGGUGGGACUACGCAAAUCCCGGAUAUCUAGAUGCACUAAAGCACAUCACCGACCUCAAGGAGGAAGGCAAGAUAAAGACUGUAGCUCUGACGAACUUCGAUACAGAGAGGCUGCAAAUAAUCCUAGAAAAUGGAAUACCAAUUGUCAGCAACCAGGUUCAACAUUCUAUUGUGGAUAUGCGCCCGCAGAAAAAGAUGGCAGAGCUUUGUGAGCUUACCGGAGUCAAGCUUAUCACGUAUGGCACGGUGAUGGGUGGCCUAUUGUCCGAGAAGUUCCUCGACACCAACAUCAACAUACCUUUUGCUGGACCUCCUCUGAAUACCCCAUCCCUGCAGAAGUAUAAGAGGAUGAUCGACGCUUGGGGUGGCUGGAGCCUGUUCCAGGCUCUGCUCCAGACCUUGAAGAAGGUGUCACUGAAACACGGCAUCCCGAUCUCAACUGUCGCUGUACGAUACAUACUGAACCAGACAUCGGUGGCUGGUUCGAUGGUGGGCGUGAGGCUGGGUCUGUCGGAGCACAUCAGGGACACCAACGCCAUCCUGUCGCUGCUGCUGGACGAGGAGGACAUGGGCAGCAUCACCGAGGCGUCGCAGCGGGGCAGGAACCUGAUGGAGGUCAUCGGAGACUGCGGCGACGAGUACAGAGCCUAG